Messenger RNA from Opisthorchis viverrini, 411 nucleotides. RefSeq lists its product as hypothetical. The record is from RefSeq and is a predicted model, not a curated record. Bases 1 to 411 code for a protein of 136 amino acids. The transcript has 3 exons. NCBI's taxonomy places the organism in Eukaryota, Metazoa, Platyhelminthes, Trematoda, Opisthorchiida, Opisthorchiidae.
AUGUCUUGCAGCGUCUCCAACCAGGCGCAGUGGGGAUCACGCGAUCCUCAUCCUGGAAGCGUCUCCAACCAGGCGCAGUGGGGAUCACGCGAUCCUCAUCCUGGAAGGCACUUCGAUGCACCAUACGAAAACGCUUUGGACGGAUUUUUCGGGAAGGUGGAGCCACCGGCCUCGUUCGUUUCGUCGAGGUCACUCAGGCUACGAUUGGAACACGUAGAGCCAGGCGAAGAAGCAAAGGAACUCGAGGAAAGCUCAAGUUGCGAAGGCUCUCAGACAAUCGAAGUCCAGUCGCAAUGUACCCAGCAUCCAGACGACAUCACACCCACUGGGUCUGCUGUGUGGAGUACUGGUAACGAGCUUGAUCGUUGGGAGCUGAUAGCCAACGAACCGAACCAGCGUGAUUCUUCCUAA